AUGAAAUCCAAGUAUGACAAGUGUUGGGGUAAUAUUGGGGAUGUGAACCAACUUCUAAUAGUGGCUAUGGUUCUUGAUCCCCGUUACAAAGUGGAUUAUGUCCACUUUACCUUUGGUUAUUUGGAAAAGGAUGCUUCCAAAGUUAAUAUGAUGAUAAGUGGGGUGAAGGAUCUUAUAAUGAAGUUGUACGAGGUGUACAAGAAAGAAGAUCUAGCUGCUGCCCAAGCUUAUGUGGAGGCUAAUUUCGAAGGUGCGGAGGAAACAAAUAUUGUUUACAGUGAUGAAAGGCUUGAAAGAUUUAUGACAUCAAGAAAAGAGAAACAUGUGGUUCAAAUUGGGAAUGAAGUUGAUAAAUAUUUGUUGGAGCUUCCUGAGAAUCCUAAAAAAUACUGGGUUUAA
Messenger RNA from Prunus dulcis (almond), 399 nucleotides. RefSeq lists its product as uncharacterized. The coding region runs from base 1 to 399 and encodes 132 amino acids. NCBI's taxonomy places the organism in Eukaryota, Viridiplantae, Streptophyta, Magnoliopsida, Rosales, Rosaceae. The record is from RefSeq and is a predicted model, not a curated record. The transcript has a single exon. Gene Ontology annotation, molecular function: DNA binding.